AUGCCUCCUGUCCGAACAACAGCUUCUAGAGCCGGAAAGUCUGAACGAACUCAUGAAGAAAAUGUAGAGCGGGCUUUCAUAGCAGCUUCACGACGGUGUGAUAGAACCUUAGAGGCCCGACUUGAGUCUGCAAGGCGAGCAUCUGAGAUUCACAAGGCCCGUACGGGACGCGGCCUCCGAAUCACGGAAAAAGAUGUCCAGAACGAAGAGAUGUACGAGGAAGAAGAUGAUGACCUCCCUCUCCAAUAUCGGCACCUCACAGCUGGCUUUCAAACAAGUAGUCCUGAAUUUAAUCGACGCUUUGCAGCCUAUCUGACUACCCAUGUGGCUGUUAGGACAGCUCUAGAACAGAGUAUUAUCCAGUCAUAUGCUCAGCAACAGCAAGCCUCUGGGUACGAUCCUAACCAGUCAUUUCAGGGCCAACAUUACGGCAUGUACCCAUCCCCACUACUUGCCCACCAAGCUCAGAGUCAGCCGUCACCAGCGAUAUCUACCGUCCAAGCCCAACCUACCUCUACUCGCUAUUCCCCAUAUCAGAUUCCUUCCCGUACUACUGCCGUUCCACUCCCUCAACAAAAGGGGUCACCGUGCAAUUCAUCUCCAUCUAUGCCAAUGACCUCGGCUUACAUGAGCCCGUGUGUCCCAUAUACAGAGAAGCAAGCCGGGACAUUACCCACCGCAACUGACAGGCCCGUUGACGAAAUAAGUGCUUCAUCCACAUCAGAUACAUAUUUGUGUAAAAACAUGGCACAGCCAUUCCAAACCUCCCAAGCUGAAGACCCCCAGAACCCUUACUCACAAUCCUUUAAUUCUAACAUGGCCUCACUGGGACCAUUCAGUAUGGCUCUUCCCGCCGAAACUCAGGCAUUUCUGGGCCCGAAUAUCGGUUACCAUACCCAUGCAGCUAAUGAUACUAUAAAUGGCCAAAAUAUUAACUUGAAAGCGAAUAUACAUAGCUUUACAGGUGAUAAUAUGCAAAUGAUGAUGGAUCAUAUCAAACCAGAAGCCCUGUCUAAUCCUGAAGGACUCAACUCAACUUUACUCCCAGAAUCCACUCCUCAUGAUAGUCCCUAUCUCUAUGGAAACCAAAUAUACUCCAACAUCACCCAACCGACCUCGGGAUCUAACUGUGCUAUAACACCCGUUUCUGAGAUCGACGAGGACGACUGGCGGUAUUUUAUCAACAUAAACAGAUCAGACGGGUCGCCCUUAUCUGAUUGA
This is a messenger RNA of Blumeria graminis f. sp. triticale, 1221 nucleotides long. NCBI's taxonomy places the organism in Eukaryota, Fungi, Ascomycota, Leotiomycetes, Helotiales, Erysiphaceae. The record is from the annotation of a GenBank genome assembly.